GAUGCCUCAGAUGAGUAGCUUUCGAAGGAUAGCAUCUAUAUUUGUAAGCGAGGAUGCCGCCAUCUUGACCCCUCUCCGAUCACGGAACGAUAGGACCAGACUACGAAUUAUUCCCGCAGGCUUAUGCCAUUGCAUGAGCAUAUUGGAAUCACUACUACCAAUAUUCCCACUCUAUCGAGUUUAUCGACUCAAAUUCGAUCACAACACGAAGAGAAAACACCAUCAUCCAACAUGUCUCGACCAAAGAUAGCAGUCCUAGACGACUACGCCAACUUCGCACCUCAAUUCAUAUCCCAAUUCUCAGACCGCCUCGACAUCUCCUACUUUCCGGACACUUUGAAUCCCGCCGUGCCCGCUGACCUCGAUGCCCUGGUCGAGCGUCUCUCUCCCUUCCCCAUUAUCUCCACCAUGCGAGAGCGAACCCCCUUCCGCAAAGCCCUACUAGAAAGACUUCCCAACCUCAAAGUCCUUCUGACGACAGGCAUGCGAAAUCUCGGCAUCGACACCGAGACGUGCAAGGAGCGUGGCAUCGUCGUAGUCGGGACCCGAGGCGCGCACAAAGUGCCGAACUUCGAUACCACCAACGAGCAGACCUGGGCGCUGAUUCUGGGACUGGCGAAGGGGAUUGCGGAGCAUGAUGCGCUGGUUAAGAAUGAGCCGAGCAGGUGGCAGGCGAGUGUAUCGCUGGGGCUGGCGGGGAAGACGCUGGCGUGCUUGGGGCUGGGACGGCUCGGGCUGCAGUGUGCGAGGACGGCGGUGUUAGGGUUCGGAAUGAAGGCUGUUGCGUGGAGUCCAAACUUGACGCAGGAGAAGGCGGAUGAGGGCGUCGCAUCUGUGGGUCUGCAGGCGGGAAGCGUCCGGGUGGCGAGCAGUAAGGAGGAGCUAUUUCGCGAAGCCGAUGUGCUCAGCGUGCAUCUUGUCUUAAGUGACCGGUCUCGUGGCAGCGUUGGCGCACAGGAGCUCUCUUGGAUGAAGAAGAGUGCCAUGUUGGUCAACACCAGCCGUGGUCCACUCGUCGCCGAACAGGCACUACUGGACGCGCUCAAAAAGGGCCAAAUUCGAGGCUUUGCUGCUGAUGUGUUUGACACAGAGCCACUUCCGAAGGAUAGUCAAUGGCGAAAUUCGCAGUGGGGACAGGAUGGGACGAGCCACGUCUUGAUCAGCCCGCAUAUGGGUUACGUUGAAGAACAGACCUUGACUGGGAUGUAUAAGGAAACAGUAGAGAACAUUCGGCAGUGGUUGGAUGGUGAGGAAUUCAAGAACAAGAUGGUAUGAUUCGGUCGACUUCAGGGUAUGGUCGUGUUUGAUGUGGACUUUGAUGUGUCGGGUUGAGGGUCUGGCGCCGUCUUGAUCGAUAGUCGAUGUGAUAGAACGAUGCGUCACGGAUUCGAUUAUCACUUCUUGCAUCAUGAGCUGCGUGGUUGCAUGAUGGUAUACAUUGCCGGUCAUCCUGCGUAUCUCGUCGUACGAAGAGCAUUCUCUCGAGCGGUAAAUCUUGAGGAAACAAUUCCUUUUGUCAUAUCUAUUCUCACACUUUCAUACAAAUACAAACACACUACUCCUUGCUCAG
Messenger RNA from Paraphaeosphaeria sporulosa, 1570 nucleotides. RefSeq names its product D-isomer-specific 2-hydroxyacid dehydrogenase family protein. NCBI's taxonomy places the organism in Eukaryota, Fungi, Ascomycota, Dothideomycetes, Pleosporales, Didymosphaeriaceae. The transcript has a single exon. The coding region runs from base 232 to 1275 and encodes 347 amino acids. Gene Ontology annotation, molecular function: NAD binding; oxidoreductase activity, acting on the CH-OH group of donors, NAD or NADP as acceptor. The record is from RefSeq and is a predicted model, not a curated record.